UAGAGGCGGUUCUGUCAGAUUACAACGAGGGCGGCCAGGCGAGGCAGACGCAGCGUUUAAAGUCGUCCGGGGCACGUAGGAAGUUGUUUUCACGUUCGGAGGUUGUUGUAAACGCGCGGAAAUAGUGAAGAGGCAAACACAUGACACGGUGUAACCGCUUGUUAAUGUGUUGGAGAAACUACAGACAGCAAAAAGUUGUGUUUGCUCCAGAUCAAACGCAGUCGUGGGGCGUUGAAGGGAUUUCUAUUGUCUAACUUUUACCUUUUCGUUACCGUCGUCCUUCGUGGAAUGUGAUUAUUUCAAAGCUCCGUGUACAGAAAACCCGGAAUAAGGCUACUUUUCCCACUUUGUGUGGUCGGAAUUCGCCAUGCUCCCGAGCACGACGCUUUACGCGGCGAAGAAACGGAAGAAGCCGGUCCAGAAAAUCCCUAAACUUCCACCUCCCGAUGGCGCAAAGUCGAAUCCAUCUAAACGCCACCGCGACCGACUCAAUGGUGAACUGGACAAGCUGACCAACCUGCUGCCCUUCACUGAGGAGGUCAGGGCUCGUCUUGACAAACUGUCUGUCCUCCGGCUCAGUGUUGGUUACCUGAAGGUCAAAAGUUUUUUCAAUGCUGCUAUGAAGAAUGGCUCCACCUGGACCACAGAGCAGAGGCACGCGUAUGGGAAAAACGUGCAGAACUUGCCUACUCCACUGAGCUUGGCCUCUUCCUCACAGGUGACCAGCAUUGAUGGAUACAGCUUCUCUGAGGGAGAACUGCUGCUUCAGGCACUGAAUGGUUUUGUGCUGGUGGUGACGGCUGAAGGUUAUGUCUUCUACACAUCUCCCACCAUCCAGGACUUCCUUGGUUUCCAUCAGUCGGAUGUUGUUCAUCAGAGUGUGUUUGAGUUGAUCCACACAGACGACCGAGCACUCUUCAGACGUCACCUACAUUUCGCCCUCGAUCCAAAUUCCACUCAACUUGACAACACUGCACAGAGUUCAAGUGACCAGGACUCUGCAGAAAUUAGCUACGUCAUGAACUAUGACCCACAAUCCGUCCCUCCAGAAAACUCAUCCUUCCUGGAGAGAAACUUCUGCUGUCGCUUUCGUUGCCUGCUCGACAACUCCUCUGGUUUCCUGGCCCUGAACUUCCGAGGACGCCUCAAAUUUCUCCGUGGUCAGAACCGUGUGUCAGAGGAUGGGACACUAGUACCCCCCCAACUCGCUCUGUUCUCUAUUGCCACUCCAAUGCAGCUGCCGUCCAUUUUGGAGAUCCGCAACAAGACACUGCUCUUCCAGACCAAACACAAGCUGGACUUUACACCAACAGGUGUCGAUACCAGAGGGAAAGUGGUUCUUGGUUACAGUGAAGCAGAACUCUGUAUGAGGGGUUCCGGCUACCACUUCAUCCAUGCUGCAGACAUGAUGUACUGCGCUGACAAUCACAUAAAAAUGAUUAAAACUGGAGAGAGUGGUUUCACUGUCUUCAGGCUGCUGACCAAAAGUAGAACCUGGGUCUGGGUCCAGGCAAAUGCAAGGCUGGUCUUUAAAGGAGGAAGACCAGACUUCAUUGUGGCCAGACAAAGGGCUUUGACAAAUGAAGAAGGAGAAGAACAGCUGCGCCUGAGGCGCCUGCAGCUGCCAUUUAACUUUGCCACUGGAGAAGCAUUGCUGUAUGAAACGGCUCCAACUGUCAAUAUCCCUGACACGUGCUCUGCCCCAAAGCAAAGGAAGCUCGACAACUACUCUGUCAGCCCAAACUCCAUGCUGGGCUGCAUGCUGCGUCAGGACCAGUCUGUCUACUGUGAACACAAUAGUGCAAACAACUUUAGCACCCUUAAUGAUGUUGCCUUCCAGGACACCCAUGCCACAGUCAGUGUUCCUGGAGAUGCCUGGCAGCUCCCUUCACCCAAGCCAGUUGUGGGAAACUUGUUGACAGCGGAGGAAACAAUUAACGAUAUGGUGGAAACCCUGCACCAUAUUAUUGGGGACAAUGACUUCACUGAAACUCUAAAUGUGGAGCCAGAUGAGCUUAAGUGCUGGGAGAGUAUGCUGCUGAAGAUGAGCACCACCAGCUGUGACCCGGGUGAAGAACUGAAUGACAUACUUAGUGAAGACAUUCUGUCGUUUGUUGAAGAACAGCUGCAGGGGGUUGGGGAGCUCAAGCUUCCAGAUCAGCUUGAUGAUGUACCAGCCUGCCUCUCCACAUCGUUGGAUCUUCACAACCAGAAUACCAACCAAAAAGAGGAGCAGAAAUGUGGUUGGAUACCAAACAAAGGGCAGAUGAUGACUGGACAAAUGACUCCUGGACUAAAAAAACUGACCCCCAUGGAUCUUUCUAGCACUUCUGGUUCACCCCUUCAACAGCUUUCUGAGCAAGCUGUUGGUCUUAGUGAGAUGGUUCCUCCAGCCACCUUUAACCCAGCCCUGUUGGACACCCACACUCAAGCACAUAAUCAUAUGAGCCUACAAGUCAGUGACAACAACCUUGGAGUAUUCAGGCAAACCAGUCAGCUUUUUUCCCAUCAAACAGCUCAAACAUCACAGAACCCCCUUCAGAUAAGAAUGUCCAAUUUGCACGUCGGUCUUCAGGACCACACUGGAGAAAGACAUUUGAACCCAAUGGUCAGCAUUCAGGGCAACCAGUUGAAUGCCUGUAUCCAAGGUGACAAAUUUGUGGAAACAUACAACCAAAAUAUUUCUGCGCAACCAGGUUUUAGUGCAGCUCUUCCUACUUGCUUACAGGGCCAGUUUGCACUUCAAACUCAAAACAGUAAAGACCAGAGACUAUCUUGGCCACUGCAACAGCAACAUCAGCAGCAGCUGAUCCCAGGUGGACCACAACAAAUGGGUGCCUGCCUCAACCAAAUGUCAGGACUUCAGAGGAACCCUGUCCCUGGACUGGUAGUGCCUCAAAAUCCUAUAAAAAAUAGGUCAAUGUUCAAUACGCCAGAGGUGUCUGAAGCACCAUUUACGGUUCAACAGAUCUUGGAGCAUCCAUCUAUGGCAUCGUCUGGCAGUUGUAUGUUCAGCAAUGCCACCUCUUCAGUACCUAUAAAUAGUCAGCGUAAUAAUCAGCCUCCCUCUUGGCAGAGAAUGACAAUCACCAAUCCGAUCCAGUCAAGUUCAUCUUGUUUAUAUCAGGAUCGUCCUGUAGAUAGGUCAAUGAAGGGAGGGGUGGCAAUCACAAAUCCAGAUGAAGCAGCUCUGUCCUGCCAAAUCACCACUGGUCUCGAUGUGAAUAGCCUCGUGAACUUUCAUGAUCAGACUCAGAUCAGCAACCAUCCAGUUGUUGGGAACGGAGAUGGGCCCUUCUCUUUGCUGCCCGGUGGGAACCCAUUCUACUCAAAGAAGAAAUAGCACUCAAUAUUAUACAAACUCGGUUUCAAACAGCAGUUUAAUGGACUGAAGGACAAACAUGGUCCUAAUGGGGCCAAAACAAAGGACGUUAGGACAAAGCCUUAAGAGAUUAAACAUGUCCGAUCUUGAAGUUUAUAUUUAAUACUAAUAUUUCUUUGAGAAAAAUAAUUUCAAAGAUUUUAGAUUUUGUGGGGAUUCCUUCUUUGGAUCUAGCUGGAUUAUAUCAUUAACAGUUAUGGCUGACAAAAGUUAUCAUCAACAAUAUUCAGUGAAUUAUCACUUUACAACUUAUGUCCAACUGUUUGUCCAAUAGACAAGAACAUUUUAGCAAGUGCAUGUAUUGCAUUGCUUUAGAACCUUAUCGAUUCUGGCAUUUGUUUGAUGGGAAGGUUUAGUCCUGGCUGCUUCCCAUAGGAAUGUUUCUGAAAGUGAAUGUAUUCUAUGCUGCUCUCUGUUUGAUGCCUUUUUUAAAUUAACCAAAUGUCCAACGCAGUGGAUGAGCGAGUCCCCGAUGUUCUUAGUAGACUGACUCACCUGAACGUGAGAAGAAAGGAACAACCUUGUAUUAACCCUCUGCUGUCUCUGACGCACAAGUGAUGCCUUUCUCUAACAAUCUUUGUUUCUCCUUUUGAGUAUUUAGAAGGAUAAAUUAUAAAAACUUUUUUUUGUUUCUGUUACACCUUAGUUAAUUUCAACUCUUUACUAUUCCAGUUUGGGAGAUUUAAUUUGCACAAAGAAUAUAUAAAAAAACAUUCAAAGGAAGCAAAUUAAUCCAAAAACAUAUUAAUUGACAAUGUCUAUGAUUUAAACAGAGACAAUUCAGCAUCAGCUGCUUAUUAUUUACGUAUAUAUAGCCAGUUUUGGUUCUUUAUUCUAUAAUAUUUAAGUGUUUUUUUUUUUUUAUUCCUGUUUGGGGGGAGGUUAAUUUUUCCAUUUGUACUGUGAAGUGCAGAAAAAUAUUUCACAUACAACCAAAAUCAUUAAGUUAAAUCUGCCUUCAUCAAGUAAAUUUAUUUGCACUAUUACUUCAAAGUAUUGCCAGAGCAUACUGAAGACAACAUCAUUUUUCCUGCAUGUUACAGGAAUCAGAAUUUUUUAUAUUGUUAGACAAUUUUUCCUGCAUGUUACAGGAAUCUGAAUUUUUAAUAAUGUUAGAUUGGUAACAAAAUGAGCACAAAUUACAAUCAUUUAAGUACAUGGUUUGAAAAAAAUGCAUCAAGCUUUUAUAGGUAUUUUGUAGUAAAUUCUUGACUGUGGCUUUUUUAUGAACCCAGAUUUGCAGUUGAAUCUACAGUAGAAAGACUGUAAUGAUUGAUGUAAAAGCUUUUUUUUUUUUUUUUACAAGCUUUGCCUGUAAAUCAAAUCCUAGCGUGUUUAUCAGUCUCUCCAAAAGACACUAAUUUUGAAAGGACUGUUUCUCUCAUAUUUUCCACAGUGAUAUUUGAUUUGUUAUCUUUUUUCUCUAAUUGUUAACUUGACAGUACUUUUGCUUAGACUGCGAGCAAAUCUCAAGAGAAGUAAGUACUCUUAAAAGGCAGCUACUGUAGAAAAUUAACUCUCCAUAAAUCACAUCAAAGGGGUGCCUUCUCUUUUUCUUUUUGUUGAUUUUAGAUUGAAAAGAUAAAGCACGAGAGACAUGCAGAGCCUGUGUGACAUAGGGGGUAACUUCAGUACAGAACAGUAAAAUCAGCUUUUUUUGAGCUGUGUAUUAGUUUUUAGCAUUUAUCAACAUUUUUAAAACAGUGCUUUUCAAAAGCAGUGACAAGAAAUGCUUGACUUAAUGUGAAUACAUUAAAAUUGUCAGUAAUGCCAUCUGUGAUUCUACACAGGAUACCUAAGGGACAUGACACAUUGGUUUUUCCAAAAGUGUAUCUCAAUUUUUUUCUUGUUAUUGAGCCUUGAAGAUUUAUGGGCAUAAUUUUCCACCAUAAAUCAAGACAUACAUAAAAUGUUUUUUUUCACAUACUAUUGGAGGAAAUAAGCCAUAGUUGCAGUUAUAGUUUGGGAUAAUGACGAAACAGAAUAAAGGUACAGUACAUCAUGACAUGGGAUUACCCCUAGAACACUAAUGCCCUCUGAUUUUCACCCAUGCAUUUGUUGUCAAGGAUUUUCUGAUAUCUGACUUGUGUGGGGCUGCGUCCUGACACCAUCAAACAACUUUUCACUUUUACCAUUUACUUAACAACAUAAAGUAAUUUCACCCAACAUUAGUGGCUAGGGGUGAAAUGUGUUUCAAAAAAUCACGCAAUUGUUUUGCUUUUUAAGGGCAACAGUGCCAUUAAGUAUACAUUUGCCAUAUUUCUUGACCAUAUCAGCUAUUAUCCAGCCACAGACCUGGUGACUCUGGCUGCCAAUUUUCAUUUAGCAGGUCAAAAGAAUCUUCAGAGUCAAAUUAUCAAGGUUAUUUCUACCUUCUAAACAAAUGCUAUUUUCUAUUUUAUUUGUUGCACGUUCAUCAGAUUGGUCUUUUUAUCUCAUCCUCAAUGAUAUCAUCUUUCACUUUGAGACAUUGCAUGGGUGAGAAGACUAUUUCAGUUUGCAGUAUAUUCUUGUACCUUAAUAUAUGUGCAUGACAAGUAUUUUUAUUGGGUAUAAUAUACACAAUAUUAAUAAUGUUAUUUAAUUUGCAUUAGUCAUCUAGGGUUAAAAAGUAUCUGCUUGAUAGUCAAUAAUGCAUGAAAAGCAAACAAACAUACACUCUUGAACUGUGUGUCUACGAUUUAUUUCAAAAAAUUAUUUAGGCUGUAAAGUAAGUCUUAUCUCCCAUCAUAAUAUUGAAGCAAUGAUUGUGAGCAAUUACACUCUGCUUAGAAAUGUAUGAGUUUAGCAAUAACUACAACUUUAAUCAGAAAGCUAUUUACUGUACCUCAUUGAAAUUGUUGAUGCCAUAUGAGAUAGAAAAUGGCAUUAGUUGCAAUCUUUUACUUAUUCUCCAAGGAUUGUUAAGCCUAGUCUGGAUAAAGUCGUAAACCGCUUACAUUGACAUUUGGAACUUGACCAAAAUUUUCAAAUUAGACCAAAAGUCAGUGAUGGAUAUUAUUUAAGACUCAGUCCAAAGUGAAGCAGAGUGUGUGACUUUUUUCUGCUUCCCCAGUUUUAAAUCUGGAGUGCUUUCAGACGGACCCUUUCUCCUCAAAGUAUUCUACAUUUAGGAAUAAAUAUAUCUGGUUGCUUGCUCUUAUAUGAAUAUGAAGCCUUUGCAUUUAUGCUUUUUGCUUUUUUCAAGCCCCAGGAGGCAAAGGCUCCAUAAUGCAGUAUCUUUGUGUUCCUGUAUAUAAAUGUUUUAUUAUUUUCCUUGUUUCUUGUUUGUUAAAACAUGUUAUAUAUUGUAUUGUCUAUUUUAAUAUUGCUUAAAACUAUUUUGCAUUUUGUACAUUCACUGUACAGCAUAAAUACAUAUGUAAUCUCACUCUA
Messenger RNA from Betta splendens (Siamese fighting fish), 6757 nucleotides. It is a transcript of the gene ahr2, whose product is annotated as aryl hydrocarbon receptor 2. Gene Ontology annotation, molecular function: nuclear receptor activity; protein dimerization activity; transcription cis-regulatory region binding. The transcript has 11 exons. Lineage: Eukaryota; Metazoa; Chordata; Actinopteri; Anabantiformes; Osphronemidae. Bases 368 to 3343 code for a protein of 991 amino acids. The record is from RefSeq and is a predicted model, not a curated record. Gene Ontology annotation, cellular component: nucleus; aryl hydrocarbon receptor complex. Gene Ontology annotation, biological process: regulation of transcription by RNA polymerase II.